AUGCCACCAACCCGCAAGACUCACCACAAAAGUCGAAAUGGCUGUAAUCAAUGCAAGAAACGACACGUCAAGUGUGAUGAAGUCCAGCCAACUUGUGGAAACUGUGUGAAACGAGAUGCUGCCUGCAGUUUCUCUACGGACGAUCAAAGUCCCUCCACCGGCCAUGAGGAUCGAGAAUCUCCAACGAGUACCCUCGAAUCUCAACAAAAGAUUCUCUCUCGGACAGAGGAAAUGGACUUGUUACACUUUUACACAACGACUACCAUCAAAACCGUCUGUCACGAUCCCAAAGACUGGCAUAUGUACGAACAUGGAAUACCUCAAUUGGCCUUUCAGAACGAAUAUCUGCUCGACAUUCUUUUAGCGCUGGCUUGUCUUCAUCGCGCAAAGAUACAUACGCUGAAUCAAAAGUUCUGGGUCAGAUGUGCGAUUGAGUAUCACAAUCGUGCGUUGCCGAUAUUCUUCAAAGUCCUCAGCGAUGUCAACGAUGAGACCUGUCACGCCGCGUUUGCAUUCUCUUUCAUCACCACUUUGGUGGAAAUCGCGAUGCCGCGUCCAGACUACGACCCUAUAGAGCAACUCGCGGGCCUUCGCAACUACUUCAGAGGAACGGCAAUGCUCUACAUAACCAUGAUAGAGCCCCUCAAAUACGGCGCCAUGAACCCGUUCUUCAAACCCAAGACUAUCAAAUGGGAGUACGACCCGGAGAUAAGAAAAUCCUACCACGACAGAAUCACGACACUAUACGAUCUCGUUGCUGGUAGCCCUGAUAAGAAGAUCUACAUCGAGACUAUCGAUCUUCUCCUCCGACUCUUUUAUGAUUCUCCGUUCGCCAUCAUAGCAUUUUCGUUACUCGUCGGUCCGGACUUCUUUCAGCUAGUCUGCCAACGGGAGCCUUUAGCUGUGUUGAUCUAUAUUUAUUGCGGUGUGCUUUUCAGCAACGUCAAUGAAUGG
Molecule: messenger RNA, 954 nt
Organism: Aureobasidium namibiae CBS 147.97
Lineage: Eukaryota; Fungi; Ascomycota; Dothideomycetes; Dothideales; Saccotheciaceae
Exons: 3
Biological process (GO): regulation of transcription by RNA polymerase II
Molecular function (GO): DNA-binding transcription activator activity, RNA polymerase II-specific; zinc ion binding
Source: RefSeq, a predicted model, not a curated record